AAAUAACUAGUUACACGUUCGAAAAGUAGUACCUGCUUUCUUUCAAUCUCACUUUGUCGUUUAUUUUGCUUUUCAUGAAAUUCAACAAUACAGAGAAUAGAUUUAACACAAACGAUAACAUACACACGAAGAAUAAACAAAAUUAUAUAUAUACAUAUAUGUAUAUAUAUGUAUGAAUGUAUAUAUAUAUAAAUAUAUAUAUAUGUAUAUAUAUAUAUAAACAAAAGUUUAUUUUCCACGAUAUUGUGAGAAACUUCUUAAAAAAAUAUUGUAUUUAAACGUUCGAAGGAAAUAUAAAGUGUUCGUUUGUAUCAUCGUUAAUGUGUCAUAUGAUAUUGAAAUAUUAAAUAAGAUGGAUUCGGCAGGUAUAAGUGUAAAGGUAUUUCAAGAUAAUAAAAAUAUUUACGAAAAUUAUUCCAAAUAUUCGAACGUGAAUGAUUUGAAUGACGUAAUUUGUAAUAUACGUAACAUGCAAGGGAAGAUCAAUGAUUUCUUAACUCAACUUUUACGAGAGAAUACAUCGACCGAUAAGAAAAGUAAUAAUUUAUAUUAUUAAAAAUCACAUGGCCGUGUCGGAUACGGAUUCAAACUCAACCGAUGAAGAUGUUGAAGUCGGGCCAAAGAAAUAAUGAAAUAUGUCUACAAUACUAUCAAAUGAAUCCCAAAUGAGAUAUGUGGUAGAAUGGUUCAGGGAAUGGUCAGAAAUGCAGAGAGGAGAUUUUUUAGAAAUAUUAUUGGAACAAUGUGGUUCUCCUGGUUUAGUCAAUGGAUUAGUACCUGGAAUGGAAAAUAUGAGUUGUAAAGAAGGUUCGGAUAGACCACCAAGCUUAUUUCAAUGUCGUGUGAAAUUAUUCAGAGAGUGGAGUCAAAAUUGGUCACAACAAGAAAAAGAUUCCUUGCUAGCUUCGAUUAAAAGUAUCGAUGGGAAAUUUGCUGGGAAUUAUGAACAAAGGUUAUCCGCAUUAAUGGAAGAAAAUUAAAAUAUAUGGAUUGAUGUCGAGUUAAAUUAAUUUCAUAUAUUAAACAUGUAGAAACUAAAAUUUGAUAUUCAAAGAAAUGAGAGAUCUUAUUUAUAAGUUAUUAUAGAAUAAUCAUUGAAAUUUUAAUAAUGAGCUAAUAUGAUUAAAUGUCAAUGAUGAAGGAAAAAUUUGUCUGAAAAUUUUUCUUUUUAAAUUUUUAUAAACGAUCGUCCAUAAUCCUCGCAUUGAAUUAUAUAUACAAUAGAAAUAUAUUAUUAUUCAUGCUUUUAUACAUGAAUUUAACAUGUUUUCAAAAAACAAAUUUUCAUGGUUAGCACAUUUUUAAAUAAAUUGCAACUGUUGUUUCUUUAUCAUAAGAAUAUUUAUAAACAAUCUAUGUAUGUGAGAGUUACAAAAGAUAUUGUUGUAUCAGCAAUUAAUGAUAAUAAUUUUUAAUUUAAA
Vespa crabro (European hornet) is the source of this 1421-nucleotide messenger RNA. RefSeq lists its product as uncharacterized. Lineage: Eukaryota; Metazoa; Arthropoda; Insecta; Hymenoptera; Vespidae. Bases 636 to 980 code for a protein of 114 amino acids. The transcript is spliced from 4 exons. The record is from RefSeq and is a predicted model, not a curated record.